Polypterus senegalus (gray bichir) is the source of this 2305-nucleotide messenger RNA. It is a transcript of the gene capn12, whose product is annotated as calpain 12. Gene Ontology annotation, cellular component: cytoplasm. The coding region runs from base 104 to 2149 and encodes 681 amino acids. The record is from RefSeq and is a predicted model, not a curated record. The transcript has 20 exons. Gene Ontology annotation, biological process: proteolysis; negative regulation of apoptotic process. NCBI's taxonomy places the organism in Eukaryota, Metazoa, Chordata, Cladistia, Polypteriformes, Polypteridae. Gene Ontology annotation, molecular function: calcium ion binding; calcium-dependent cysteine-type endopeptidase activity.
GCGAAGUGCUAUUUUUGCCGCUGAGGUGAGGUCGAACACCACAUAACGCUCCGCAGCCGCGAUCUUGGAGUCCGUUCAAGCGUCCUUCUCAUUCCAGACAGUAAUGGCCAACACUCUGCAGGAACAAGGCUCUCGGGAGAAUCCCAUCAAGUUUAAAAACCAAGACUACCAAAGUCUGAAAAGCGAAUGUCUCAAAAGCAAAAAGCUGUUUGAAGAUCCAGAGUUCCCUACGGUGCAGGAAUCUAUCGGGUUGCCGGUGGACUCGGACCCGAGUAAAGCUGUGGUCUGGCUACGACCAAAGGAGAUCAACAAGCAAGCACAGUUUAUUGAGAACACAGCAGAGACCACGGACAUUUGCCAGGGACAACUAGGGAAUUGUUGGUUCUUGGCUGCCAUGUCAUGCCUAACCCUCCAGCCACCUCUCUUUUCUUAUGUGGUACCUGAUGACCAGAGCUUGCAGAAUCAGUAUGCUGGGAUCUUUCGUUUUAGGUUCUGGCAGUAUGGGAAGUGGAUGGAGGUUGUCAUUGAUGACCGCCUACCUACAGCGCAGAAGAAGCUGCUGUUCACCCGAUCAAAGUCCCGAACGGAGUUCUGGAGUGCCCUGCUGGAAAAGGCAUAUUCAAAGCUCAAUGGCUGCUAUGCCAGUCUGAAGGCUGGUAGUGUUUCAGAAGCACUGGAGGACUUCACGGGUGGCAUUGGAGAGACUGUACUAGUGUCAUCAAAGAGCCCUGAGGAGCUAUGGGGGGCAGUGAAUCGUUCCCUGUCCAGGGGUACUCUAUUGUCCUGCUUCAUACAGGCAGCAAAUGUUGGUGAGGUCGGUGUGGAAACUCCAGAAGGUUUAGUCAAAGGUCACGCCUAUUCCAUUACAGGUACCACCACAGUUCAUAACAAUUCGGAUUGCACAUCCUUGCUGAGAGUUAGGAAUCCAUGGGGGUUUGUGGAAUACAAAGGACCUUGGAGUGACAACUCUGACAACUGGAAAAGCAUCAGCAAAGAGGAAAAGGAGCGACUGAAGCUGCAGCUUACUGAAGAUGGAGAGUUUUGGAUGUGCAUGAAAGAUUUCUGCCAAUAUUUCACUACUGUAGAGAUGUGUAGUGUGAAUCCAGACUCUUUGGGAGACUCUGAUUCAGCAUGGGGUAUCACGUCUAAUGAAGGAUCCUGGGUUCCUGGCUGCUCAGCAGGAGGAAGUCCUAACAGCAAAGACUCAUUCUGGCAAAACCCGCAGUUCAUGCUCAAGCUGCUGGAAGAGGAUGAUGAAGUGGGAGACAAUGAACUGUCCUGCAGCGCUGUGGUGGAGCUUCUUCAGAAAUUCCGGAGACAGCGGGACAAAGUGGACUUCCUUUACAUUGCUUUCCAUGUGUAUGAGGUUAAAGGUGCAUGUGGGACUUUGGGCAAAAGCUUCUUUACCUCCCAGAUGCCAAUGGUGAAAUCAGGAGACUACAGCCGCCUCCGGGCAGUGAGGAAGCGCAUACGCCUGCCCCCAGGCCAGUAUGUCAUCGUGCCCAGUACUUUCAAACCUAAUCAGGAGGGGAGCUUCUUCAUGAGAAUCUACGCCAAGAAGGGAAAUAAGCUCAGUAAACAAGAUGACGGCAGCUGCUCCUCAAAUUACAUCAUGACACUUAUGGCUGCACCAGUGGCCACGGAGACAAAGGCUACGUUGGAGAAGCUGUUUGAAAAACACGCAGGGCUGGACAACAGGCUUAAUGCUGUGGAGUUUAUGAAGGUGGCAAAUUCAUUCCUGCCUGAAAACUUCAGUCUUUCUUUGGACACUUGUCGUGGCCUGCUCUUUGGGGAGGAUACAAGAAGCCGAGGCACCCUUAAUUUACAACAGGCCGGACGGCUGGUGACUUCACUGGCAACACUGCAGAAAGUGUUUGUUAAGUAUGAUCAAGACUCCUCUGGGACGAUGAACUCCUUUGAACUCCGGCUGGCACUCGCAGAAGCUGGUUUUCAUCUCAAUGCCAGAGUGAUGGAGCUCCUCUGGCUUCGGCAUGGAACUGAUGACCUCUGUGUGACUUUUGACGGCUUUACCAACUGCGUUGCAAAACUGCGCAAAUUGUUUGACCUUUAUGAGUCAGAAGCCAAACUGACAAAGGCAGUCAAAGAACGAGGAAUCAAUGCAUGGCUUGCCAAGUUCAUCGGAAUCUGAAGUUCUGCACCUUUCCUGCUGAAGCUGCGCCUCGUAAUCCCAAAUCAAAAGUUAAAGUGACAAUUAUCAACUAUUCCCCAACAACUGAACAGACGAAGGCUGUAUUACCUGCAUGGCUUUUAUUUUCAAAUAAACUGAGCCUUUUUAUUUGCUGAU